CAUUUGAUUCGUUCUGGUUCUCCUUGUGGUUUUUCCUAUUUUCGGCAACUCACAGUGUUCAUUUUUGGGAGAUUUCAGUUCGGGAGUCUGGAUUCAGUAAACCUUGAAGCGCAGCGAUCGGUGGUAACCCAAACUGAUCGGAUGCUCCAUGGAUUUAUACCGCGCAGACGGAGAAUCGAAUCACAUCCGUGAAAAUGCCGAACCCCGGAACCUCGACAUCGAGGAAGAAGACGACUCCGGAGAAGCAUUCCACGAUCCCGCCGCGGAAACCCACGCAGCAGAGGAGGCCGUCGGCAAUUUCGAAGAAGAAGACCACGCCUGAUAAGCAGCAUGCUCCUCAGAAGAAGAAAACACCCCCGGAGAAGUCCAAUGCUAAGCCUCGAUCACCAUCUGCGGCGCUCUGUUCCGUGCAAUCCCCACCAGAAUCCAGAUUCGCCGACGUAUCGCCGCCGGCGGAGACGAAGAAAGCUGAAAAUGUAGCUUCAGCUGCCGAAGGGGAAGGGGAUAUAGAUGACGACGAUGGGGUUGAAAUAAACAAAUUGGGGGGUGUAAUAGAAGCGGUUGGAGCGAACCUUUGCUCAUCGGCUGAGGAGGAUUUGGAUGGCUUUAGGGUGGAUGAUGAUUCGCCUUACAGAUCGAACUCAGCUGCGGCAGAGGAGAGGAUUUGCAAAAUGAAAGAGAAUGUAACCGGCGAAGGUUCGGUUUGUUUGCCGGAAAAGUUCUCGCCUCUGAAUGAACGCAGAUGGAGCGACACCAGCUGCCAUGACGCAAAGAAGAAGCUUCAAGUUUGGUGUCAGCUUCCAAAUGGAGAAUGGGUCUUAGGGAACAUAAUAUCAAUUUCAGGAGCGGAGUCCCUUCUAUCUCUUCCAGAAGGGAAAGUAUUGAAGUUUGAAAUUAAGGCCCUCUUACCUGCAAAUCCUGAAAUACUUGAUGGCGUUGAAGAUCUCAUGCAACUUAGCUAUUUAAAUGAGCCAUCUGUGCUCUAUAAUUUGCAGUAUAGAUACGAUCGAAACAUGAUUUAUUCCAAAGCUGGGCCAGUUUUGGUUGCCAUCAACCCAUUUAAGGAGGUUCAGCUCUAUGGAAACGAGUACAUAGAAGCAUAUAGGCGCAAAUCUACAUCCAAUCCACAUGUUUAUGCAAUUGCAGAUACUGCCAUUCAUGAAAUGAUCAGAGACGAAGUCAACCAAUCGAUCAUUAUAAGUGGGGAAAGUGGAGCUGGGAAGACUGAAACAGCAAAGAUAGCCAUGCAGUAUUUGGCUGCUCUUGGAGGAGGAGGCAGUGGAAUGGAAUAUGAAAUUUUACAAACAAAUCCUAUACUUGAAGCAUUUGGCAAUGCAAGAACAGCAAAAAAUGAUAACUCCAGUCGGGGAAAGUUGAUUGAAAUUCAAUUCAAUUCAAUUGGAAAAAUAUACGGUGCCAAUAUUCAAACAUUUUUGCUGGAGAAGUCUCGAGUUGUCCAAUGUGCACCUGGUGAACGCUCCUAUCAUAUUUUUUAUCAACUUUGUGCUGGUGCUUCAAAAUCUCUAAGAGAGAAGCUGAAUUUGAAAAGUGCGGAAGAGUACAAAUAUCUGAGACGGACCAACUGCUUCACAAUCAGUGGAGUCAAUGAUGCUGAAAGGUUUCGCUCCGUGCAGGAUGCUAUGAAAGUUGUCCACAUCAGCGAAGAGCAGCAAGAAGAGGCAUAUACAAUGCUUGCCACAGUCCUAUGGUUAGGCAACAUCUCUUUUUCGGUGAUUGAUAAUGAGAACCAUGUUGAAGUUGUUGCAGAUGAGGCUGCUAUCACUGUAUCUAAAUUACUAGGGUGUGAAAUCCUGGAUCUAAAGUUAGCUCUAUCGACUCGCGAAAUGAGAGUUGGAAAUGACCAUAUUGUUCAGAAGCUCACUUUAUCUCAGGCAAUUGAUUCUAGGGACGCACUGGCGAAGUCAUUGUAUGCCAGUCUAUUUGACUGGAUUGUGGAAAAUGUUAACAAGGCAAUUGGAGUUGGGAAGCUAAGAACAGGAAGAUCAAUUAGCAUUCUUGAUAUUUAUGGUUUUGAAUCUUUUGACAGAAAUAGCUUCGAACAAUUUUGCAUAAAUUAUGCAAAUGAACGGCUGCAACAGCAUUUUAAUCGUCAUUUGUUCAAGUUGGAACAGGAGGAAUAUAUCCAAGAAGGAAUUGACUGGGCAAAAGUUGACUUUAAGGACAAUCGGGACUGUCUCAAUCUUUUUGAGAAGAAACCAUUAGGAUUACUUUCUCUUUUGGAUGAAGAGACUACUUUUCCAAACGCUACUGAUCUGACUUUUGCAGACAAGCUCAGAAAGCAUCUUCAUCCUAAUCCUUGCUUCAAGGGAGAAAGAGGCAAAGCUUUCAGUGUUAGCCACUAUGCAGGGGAGGUAGCUUAUGACUCCACAGGUUUUCUUGAGAAGAACAGAGAUCUGUUACAUUUGGACUCAAUUCAACUUUUAGCUUCUUGUACAUGUAAUCUCCCUAAAAUAUUUGCAUCAAAGGCUCUUGCCCGAUUGGAUCUACAAGGCGAUAGUCCCUUCCGAUUAAGUGGAGUGGAUUCCCCAAAGCUUAGCGUUACAAAGAAGUUUAAGGGACAACUGUUUCAACUAAUGCAUAAGCUUGAGAGCACCACUCCUCAUUUCAUAAGGUGCAUAAAGCCCAACAUAUCACAACUUCCUGCAUUGUAUGAACAAGAUCUUGUACUUCACCAGCUUAAAUGCUGCGGAGUUCUCGAAGUGGUCCGCAUAUCCAAGUCGGGCUAUCCUACAAAGAUGUCUCACACAAAGUUUGCUAGAAGAUAUGGCUUCCUUCUUCUUGAAAAUGUUGCGAGUCAAGAUCCGCUCAGUGUGUCAGUGGCAAUCCUUCAUCAGUUUAACAUCCUUCCUGAGAUGUAUCAAGUUGGAUAUACCAAAUUAUUUUUCCGAACAGGCCAGAUCGGUGCCAUUGAAGACACCAGGAAUCGUACACUGCAUGGUAUUCUAAGAGUUCAGAGCUGUUUUAGAGGCCAUCAAGCACGUGUUCAUGUGCAGGAUUGUAAAAAGGGAAUUGUCAUGCUGCAAUCAUUCAUCCGAGGCAAAACAAUUAGGCAGGCAUACUCCGCCAAACUAUGGAAGCAUAGAGCUGCCAUUGUUUUACAAAAACAUAUUAAAGGCAGACUCUGCAGGAAAAAGUAUCUCAGAAUGACUGAAGCUUCAAUUACUAUGCAGUCGGUUAUACGUGGAUGGUUUGUGAGAAGGUGCUCUCGAGAUGUUGGCUUCCAGAAACAAUUUGAUGGCGAAAAGGUUGCAGAAUCUGACCAGGUGAUGAUCGAGGCCUCUGUCCUCCCCGAACUGCAGAGAAAGAUUCUGAAGAUUGAGACCGCACUGAGGGAAAAAGAAGAGGAGAACGAGAAGCUCCACCAGAGACUCCUGCAGUACGAACGCCGUCAGACCUACCACGACGAAAAAAUGAAAUCCCUCGAGGAGGAGUGGCAGAAACAGAUUUCUUCGUUGCAAUCCAGCCUCUCGGUCGCAAGCGAAACCAUAACCGCCGAUAACCAUGACGACCGGAGCUCCGGCGCAUCAUCGGUGGACCAAUGUUUGGACAACAGCUGCAACCAAAACGGAUCUCGGUUCGCUUCGCAGGAAACAGAGAUCAAUGCGAUCGGCCGCUUGACGGGAGAAAUAGGACAGAGAACCGUGGAGGUUAAGUCUGGGAAGGAAGAAGCAGAUUUGGAUCCGGAGAAAGAGCUGAAGAGGUUGAAGCAGACAUUUGAGGCAUGGAAGAAAGAUUUCAGCGCAGAGUUGAGAGAAACUCAGGCUGUUAUAAACAAGAUGGCGAGCGAGGAUUCGAACUCUGAGAAGACGAAGAAGAAGUGGUGGGUGAGGUUGAGCGCCGCCAAAAUUAGUAGUAUGAAUCACAGUUGAGUAACUUUGACUUAGGUUAGCUAGGAUUUAUCAAAUUUAUUAAAUUCAGAUUCAUGAUCGGCUCCGGAAUAAAUUUGUCUCGUAAUCGGAUUUACGUCGAGAAAAAGAUCGAAAGAAAGUACAUAAAAAUAGACCAAACAAGAGAAAAUUUGAUUUGAUUGGACAUUAGGUUUAAUGUUCACUUUUUUUGGUAUUUGGCUUGAUUUAAACUAAAUUUAUGGCUAAAUCUUAUUAAUA
Molecule: messenger RNA, 4127 nt
Organism: Phalaenopsis equestris
Lineage: Eukaryota; Viridiplantae; Streptophyta; Magnoliopsida; Asparagales; Orchidaceae
Product: myosin-1-like
Exons: 23
Coding region: 195-3890 (1231 amino acids)
Biological process (GO): vesicle transport along actin filament; actin filament organization
Cellular component (GO): cytoplasm; actin cytoskeleton; vesicle
Molecular function (GO): actin filament binding; ATP binding; microfilament motor activity
Source: RefSeq, a predicted model, not a curated record